Molecule: messenger RNA, 4593 nt
Organism: Cydia pomonella (codling moth)
Lineage: Eukaryota; Metazoa; Arthropoda; Insecta; Lepidoptera; Tortricidae
Gene: Dnmt1
Product: DNA (cytosine-5)-methyltransferase PliMCI-like
Exons: 10
Coding region: 160-4464 (1434 amino acids)
Cellular component (GO): nucleus
Molecular function (GO): DNA binding; DNA (cytosine-5-)-methyltransferase activity; zinc ion binding
Source: RefSeq, a predicted model, not a curated record
GCAACAGCACAGCUGUCAACACACAUUCGCGCCUUUUCUGUACAAAACAUUUACGAGUAAGACAAUUAAAUCAAUUUUGGGAUUCACAUUUGUAAUUAAUUUAUGUUGUUUACAUGUACAUUUCCAGUUUACACUUGUGGUUAACAUAUUUAGGGAACUAUGCCUUCGAAGGCGAAUAUAAUUCAGAAAAAUCAUGACAACGGUGGCAGUCCGAAAUCAAACAAGAACAUAAAAACCACACCUAACAAAGCAAAAUUAAGGUCAUUCAAUGGAAAGCAACUGUCAAUUACCAGCAUGCUUGCUGCGAAGAGAGGCCGGAGUCCAUCAGAAGAUGCUAAACUUACUCCGAAAAAGCUGAAGACAAAUCUGGAUGAAUCACUUGGUGAUGCCAAAGAAAAUGAUGUGGAAUAUGCGGCUGAUAUAAAAGAUGUCAAACCUGAUGCUGAAUUAACCACAAUUAAAGACAAAAACAUAUGUUUAGAAGACGAAAACUUUGGUAAAACUAAUGGUGAAGAGACAAUUGUUCUAACUUCAUCUGAUGACAAAACUGACACCAACAUUACACCUAAAGAUAAUCCUGAUGCACAAGAAAGCUUAACCAAUGGCAAAAAUAGUGUAACAAAGUCUGAUAGUGAUGAAAAUCAUAAUUAUGAUGAAAAUACAGAUAGACAAGAUGAAAAGAACAGUCUCCAAUCAAAUGAGAAAAGCAGCCUUCCGGAACCUGAUAUGGAGAGAUGUAAUACUUGUAGGCAGUUUAUAAACAACUCGGACAUAAUAUAUUUCCAAGGACACCCACAGGAUGCUGUGGAAGAAUUUAUCGCUUUGACCAACGAGAAACUUGUUCUUGCUGCUGGUGACGAAGGUGACAUCAUGGAGCGGCCUCAAACGAACAUCACCGGCUUCUCAAUAUUCGACCGAGAGGGCCACCUGGUGCCCAUCGACGGCGGCCUGGUGGAGAGCGACGCGCGGAUAUACGUGUCGGGCUACUUGAAGUCUAUAUGCUCGGAGUCGCCAGAGAUAGAUGAAGAAUCAGUUCCUGUUAAGGAUGUUGGCCCUAUUAUUGAAUGGUUUAUCCACGGCUUUGAUGGCGGUAGCAAGAACUGCAUCACUCUAUCUACCGAAUUUGGGGAAUACAAUCUCAUGAACCCCAGCCCCGAGUACACGCCCUUAAUGAACAACCUGUACGAGAAAAUAUGGAUCAGCAAAGUUGUCGUAGAAUACUUGGAAGAGUUCCAUUAUCUUCAGCCGAACUAUGAAGAUCUGCUGGAGGUUAUAAGAGAAGCAACCAUUCCGGAGUUAGGCGAUAAGCAAAUGACUGAGGAGAUGUUGCAUAAACAUGCGCAGUUCGUUUGUGAUCAAGUGGUUAGUUUAGAGGCUGACGAAGAUGAGGCCCCUCUGAUUACACUCCCUUGCAUGCGCGAGCUUAUCAAGCUAAUGGGAAUUAAGUUCGGCAAACGGAAAAUACGCGCUAAAAUCGACUAUAAAAAGAUAGAUAAGAAGGCGUGGACAAAGGCAACUACUACGCCUUUAGUGAGGAAAACUUUCGAAAGCUUCUUCACUGAUCAGCUCGAUAAAACUAACCACGAGUUAGUGUUGAGAAGGAAGAGAUGCGGGGUGUGCGAAGCGUGCCAACUGCCGGACUGCGGGGAGUGCAACGCGUGCCGCGCUAUGGCUAAAUUUGGUGGCCAGGGGCGCUCCAAACAGGCCUGUGUGCGGCGCCGGUGCCCUAACAUGGCCGUGCAGCAGGCUGACGACUCCGACAACGAGGACGACGAACCGGACCGACUUGACGACCGGGUCGAAGACGUCGUGCCAGUAAAGCUCACUGGCGCCGGCACUAGAAAAAUCAAAUGGAUCGGGAAACCAGUCAAAGCAGACGCAACCAAAGUUUAUUACGAUAAAGUAGAAAUUGAUGGGUCAGAAUUAUGCAACGGCGAUUAUGUUAUGGUAGAAACUGCACAGGCUAAAAUACCCGCUCUUGUUGCAAGAGUUGUCUAUAUGUGGAUGGAGAUCAGUAAUCCAAAAUCGGGCUACUUCCAUGCAGAAGUCUUUAUAAGAGCAACAGACACUGUCUUAGGAGAAGUAGGUGAUCCGAGGGAAGUUUUCCUAGGAGACAGAUGUUGCCAUGGAGCUCCACUAUCGUCUAUUUUAAGAAAAGCCAAUGUUGAAAAGCGAGAGAUACCUAAAGACUGGUUCGGGCUAGGAGGGAAAGAACUGCAGGAUGAUGGAUUUGAGGAUGAUGGGAAAACAUACUUCUAUAAGAAGUAUUAUGAGCGGUUCACUGCGCGCUUUGAGGAUUUACCGGAAGAUCCACCUUGCCCUAACGCGUUGCGUGAACAUCGUUUUUGUCCCUCUUGUGAGCGUAAGACUAAGCGAGACGGCAAGAACAUCCCGAAACUCUUUGAUAAGUUAACAGUAAAGUCUGAAUUCGUGAAAGAAUCGAACAGAUCCGAAUGGAGCUACGUUUCGUGGCAGGACCACAUAUAUAAGAAGGGUAGUGGGGUCUUCCUCAAGCCGGACACUUUUAAAUUGAAGACCAAGGACUUAAAUCCUGAUAGGGUGAAACUAGAAAAGGUGGAUGAGUCAAUUUAUACAGAAUACUAUCGGAAAAGCGAUAACAACCUUCGAGGCUCAAACGUUGAUACCGGGGAACCAUUCUGCGUAGGACACAUAGCGGCAGUAGUCGCUCGUGGCGAUCAACGACUGGUCGCCCCGCAGGAUAUCUUACUCAAAGUGCGUCUGCUCCUGCGACCGGAAAACGUCCUUCCCGAAGCCCGACACAGCGACCUCAAUCUCGUCUACUGGACCGACGAUAUCCGCGAGGUCCCUUUCAGCGCCGUCGCCGGCCCCUGCCAGCUCAUUUACGAAGAAAAUAUACCAGGAAACCAUCAAGAGUGGUUAUCGAAGGACCCGAAUAGGUUCUACUUCCGCCAAGCAUACGAUAAAGCUUCAGGAAAGUUUUUGGAAGUGCCGGAGCACGCGGCGAACAUCGGGCGGGCGGAGCGGAAAGACAAGGGAAAGGGGAAGGGCAAGGGGAAAGGGAAGGUGGAAGCGGAGGCGGCAGCGGGGACGGAAGCGGAAACGCGGCCGCUGCGCACGCUGGACGUGUUCGCGGGCUGCGGCGGGCUGUCGGCCGGCCUGCACGCCGCGGGCGUCGCGGCGUGUCGCUGGGCCGUCGAGCACGUCGAGGCGGCGGCGCACGCGUACGCGCUGAACAACCCGGGCUGCGCCGUGUUCCGCGAGGACUGCAACGCGCUGCUGGGCGCCGCGCUGGCCGGCGCCACGCACUCCGCCGCCGCGCUGCGCCUGCCCACGCCCGGCGAAGUGGAGCUAAUGUGCGGCGGGCCGCCGUGCCAGGGCUUCUCCGGCAUGAACCGCUUCAACUCGCGCGAGUACUCCAACUUCAAGAACUCGCUCGUCGCCACCUACCUCUCCUUCUGCGACUAUUACCGCCCCAAAUACUUCAUUUUAGAAAACGUGAGAAACUUCGUCGCGUUCAAAAAAGGAAUGGUCUUGAAAUUAACACUAAGGACUUUACUAGAUAUGGGUUAUCAGUGUACUUUCGGUGUUCUUCAAGCGGGAAAUUACGGCGUGCCUCAGACUCGACGACGACUUAUUAUCAUGGCGGCCGCGCCAGGAUUUAAGCUUCCUUUAUAUCCGGAACCGACUCACGUGUUCAGCAGACGCGCUUGUUCACUCACUAUCAACAUAGACGGUAAACGCUUUGUCUCGAACAUCCAAUGGGAGGAUUCAGCUCCGCGACGUACUUGCACUAUCCGGGACGCUAUGAGCGACUUACCGGAUAUCAGCAACGGGGCCAGUAAAAUUGAGAUAGAAUACGGCUCGAUGCCUGAAAGCCAUUUCCAGAGAAUGAUUAGAAGUAAAGACGAGAACGCGAAGCUGAGGGACCAUAUUUGUAAGAACAUGGCGCCACUGAUCGUGGCUAGGAUCAGUAGGAUUCCGACGACGCCUGGUUCGGACUGGAGGGACCUGCCCAAUAUAUCAGUCACGCUAUCCGACGGAACCAAGUGCAAGGUCCUCCAAUACCGUCACACCGACAAGAGUGGGCGGCGCGGCGUGUGCGCGUGCGCGGGCGGCGGCGCGUGCGACCCCGCCGACCGCCAGGAGCACACGCUCAUCCCGUGGUGCCUGCCGCACACCGCCAACCGCCACAACAACUGGGCCGGCCUCUACGGUCGGCUGUCGUGGGACGGCUACUUCAGCACGACGGUGACGGACCCCGAGCCGAUGGGCAAGCAGGGCCGCGUGCUGCACCCGCAGCAGCCGCGCGUCGUGUCCGUGCGCGAGUGCGCGCGCUCGCAGGGUUUCCCCGACUCCUACGUGCUCGCGGGCUCCGUGCUCGACAAGCAUCGCCAGGUUGGCAAUGCAGUACCCCCUCCUUUAGGAGAAGCGUUAGGAAGAGAAAUCAAGAAAGCAUACCAGCUCAGUAUAACGAAAACGUAAAGCACGUGCCUUAUUGCUGUGUUAUACUAGAUUAUGUAAUGACUUUAGUGAAAUUAAGUUUUAAUAUACAACAUACCAUUGCUAUAAGUACAUAUUUUUAUAAUAAAAUGACUUGUAAGUUUUACAUAA